Molecule: messenger RNA, 987 nt
Organism: Colletotrichum truncatum
Lineage: Eukaryota; Fungi; Ascomycota; Sordariomycetes; Glomerellales; Glomerellaceae
Product: extradiol dioxygenase domain-containing protein
Molecular function (GO): ferrous iron binding; zinc ion binding; oxidoreductase activity, acting on single donors with incorporation of molecular oxygen
Source: RefSeq, a predicted model, not a curated record
AUGGGCCCAAUGACAACCAACAAAAUUCGAAUGACACCAACCUUAACAACUCGCUUUAGAAGUUUACGAUUCCCCGGAACUAUCCUGGCUUUUGGCAGAAACUCAACUAGACAGAAUACAUCAUCAUCAUCAUCUACCAUGACGCGUGCUGCAGUUGUUUGCGUUUCACACGGUGGUGGUCCCAUGCCCGUCCUUGGAGACCCCGGCCAUGCGUCCAUCACAGCUUCAUUGAAGAACCGCGUGCCAAAGAUUCUCAAACUAAACACCCCAGAGGCCCCCAGGGCUAUUGUCGUCGUAACGGCACACUGGUCCGAAGUCAGACCAACCAUCUCGUCAGGCGCUAGCCAUAACCUUUACUAUGACUAUGGCGGCUUCCCGCGGGAGGCAUACUCACUCAAGUACCCCGCCCCCGGAUCGCCAAGUAUCGCAGAGGAGGUGAAGACGGCUCUUGAGAAGGAGGGUCUCUCACCAGUCCUCGACUCACAACGAGGUUGGGACCACGGCGUGUUCAUUCCCAUGCUCCUCGUCAACCCCGCUGCCAACGUCCCUAUCAUCCAGCUCUCCGUCCUUGUUUCCGAGGACCCUGAAGAGCACAUCCGUAUGGGCCGUGCCCUCUCGGCACUACGGGACUCCAAUGUCGCCAUCUUGGGGUCCGGCUUUGCUUCCCUUCACAACCUGUCCAAGAUGCGCUUCCUCUUCAUGGGCGACCCUAGCGCCGCUGCAAAGCUGGGCAAGCAGGUCAACGAGUGGAACAAGGAGCUCACAGACGCCACCGUCAAGGAGAAGUGGGAGGACAGGAAAGCGGCGCUGUCAGGCUGGAGGAAAUUCAGCCACAGCUAUGACAUGCACCCGCGUGGCGGCGGCGAGCACUUUAUGCCGCUGUUAGUGUGCGCCGGCGCUGCCAACGACGAGGUUGCCAGGGUCUACAAGGACGAUUUCCUGGGUCUCGACAUCAACACCUACUACUGGGGAGAUGUACGUGUUUGA